Molecule: messenger RNA, 2160 nt
Organism: Arctia plantaginis
Lineage: Eukaryota; Metazoa; Arthropoda; Insecta; Lepidoptera; Erebidae
Source: the annotation of a GenBank genome assembly
AUGGUCUUCGAUCAACAGCAACGUGUCCUGCUUAAGGUUUUCAAAGUGUUGCGCACUCGUGGCGUGGCGCAAGAGUGUGAUGCGUGGCGGGUGGAGCUCAGGUCGCCGGCGCCGCGUGUAGCCGAGACCAUGCGGGGCCUGCGCACUACCCGCAUAGUCGCCACCGCACUACUGCUCACCGUCGCUGCGAUACUCUCCGUGGCAGAUGCAUCUUCAACUGGGCUUAUAGGGGACCGUGCAUCGUGCUCUAACGAAGGCGAGCCUGUUCUUCUAGAAGACGCAAGAUUGGAGCAAGACUGGAGUAGUUGCUACCACUGUUUCUGUAAGAACGGCUUCGUGGAGUGCCGUAGUGGCGUAGAAGAGUGUGGAAAGAUGGACGACUGCGCAGUAGUGAUGCCCAGGGAAGGUUGUUGCGCCAAGUGCAAGGGAUGUUGGUAUAAUGGGACGGAACAUGCUUCUCACACAGAAUUUCAUGAAGAAAAUAGAGUGCUGAGAUGUGAAGCUGGCGUCAUCACUAUUACCAAGCCUGAAUGUUACGUGCCUUGUGAGAGACCAAAACAUCAGAGACACACGCAUUACAAUUGUCCUGUUUGUGAUGAAUGCGUAAUCAACGGCCAGCGGGUAUGGGAGGGUCGUGACGUGAGAAUUCCUGAAGAACCUUGCUUGUCGUGCCGCUGCGUGCACGGCGCGUUGUCUUGUGCCAAACGCGCCUGCCCAGUGCUACCGUGUACCCGCUCGAAUCAGUAUACACCUCCCGGUGACUGCUGCCCCAGGUGUAUACAUGCUACGUCUGAUAAAUUGUUACCUGGCACUACCCUAGCAAAACCCUGUAUCAUCGGCAAAGAAUAUCAUGCACAUUUGAGCCCAUUUCGAGUGGAUCCUUGUACGGACUGCACGUGUAUGAACGGCACAGCGGUGUGUACGCGGCAUACCUGUCCAGUGCUGACCUGUGGAGCUAGAGCCCUUCCACCUCAGCCCGGGAAGUGUUGUCCAGAAUGUCCACAGGUUGAAGAAGCCAAAGCUGCCUGUAUUAUAGGCAGAAAAACUUACCAAGACGGAGAAACCUGGCAAUUGGACGCUUGCAAAUCUUGUGAAUGUCACGGUGGUGAACCACGAUGUGCCAUGGAACGGUGUCCGGUAAUCACCUGCCCACCGGACCAAACCCUGCGGCAGUUACCCGGACAAUGCUGUCAAAAAUGCGUUGACAUUGAUGGAAUUUGUACGGUAUUUGGUGACCCUCAUUACAAAACCUUUGAUGGAAAGUUUUAUAGUUUCCAAGGUUCUUGUAAAUACCAACUGGCAUCAGAUUGCGUUAAUGGGAGUUUCUCGAUAAGAAUAUCAAAUGAUGCAAGGAACACUUCGCAUUCAUCGUGGACACGAACGGCAACCCUACGUAUAGGAUCCACAAAAGUCAAUAUGGGUAAAAGAAUGCGAAUAAAAGUUAAUGGACAUAGAGUGUUAUUACCACAUAAGAUAGAAGGAAUAGCAGAAAUAGUACGCAGUAACGGCUCUGUCCUAUUAAAGGCUGAUAUUGGUAUACAAAUGCUUUGGGAUGGUGAUGGUUUUCUUGAAGUGACAGUUUCGAGUGUAUAUAAAGGAAAAUUGUGCGGGUUGUGUGGUAAUUUUAAUUCUGUAGCCAGGGACGAUAUGAAAACUCGUGAUGGUAGGCUACUGAAUGAUACUUGGAAAUUUGGAUCCUCGUGGCGAGUAGGCGGUACUAGGGCUUGUACGAGGCGUCAAAAACGAAUAGACAUAAAAGCUCCAUAUCGACAACCGAAGGUUUUGAAAGCUCGGCGGUUAUGUCGCGGGAUUGUGCGAUAUGAUGCGUUCGCAGAAUGCACUAGUAAAGUGAACCCUCACAACUACAAAGAGGCUUGUGAGGUGGAUGCAAGAAGCUGUUCAGGCACACGAUGUCAUUGCGCAGCUUAUCGAGCUUACGCACGUGAGUGUUCAAGACUUGGUGCUGAACCACGAAACUGGGCGAGAACUGCAUGGUGCGAAGGACCUCCACCACCAUGGUUGAUUCGGCAUCGUAAAGGUCCCAAACGUCCAGUGAUUACGAAAGACACGAGCUUGCUUGAUCCAAGCUCAAAAGCCAGUGUAGCGACGAGAGAGUAUUAUGAAUAUUUCGCAACUGGAUUGUACGUAGGUUGUGUCUAA